This is a messenger RNA of Manduca sexta (tobacco hornworm), 796 nucleotides long. RefSeq names its product calphotin. The transcript has 2 exons. NCBI's taxonomy places the organism in Eukaryota, Metazoa, Arthropoda, Insecta, Lepidoptera, Sphingidae. The coding region runs from base 61 to 723 and encodes 220 amino acids. The record is from RefSeq and is a predicted model, not a curated record.
ACAUGAAGUAAUGAGGCGUCAAUUACAAAGUUUCAAAACAGGAGUAAAAUACCAGUAAAUAUGAAAUUCCUGUUGAUAACCGCCCUCGUGGCCGUGGCCACCGCUGUACCUACCAAACGCUUCGCUCCUAUCUCCGUGGGGCCUGCUAUCAUUGACGGACCUUCCGUUGGACCCGCCAUCAUCGGCGCUGGAGACAUCGCUGUCGGCCCUGCUAUCGUCGACUUCCCUUUCCCCGACGGCGGUGCCGUGUCUGCCCCCGUUGAGCCUUCCCCCAUCGCCAUCGGACCCGCUAUCGUCGGUGAAUCCCCUAUCUCCGUCGGACCUGCCAUCGUUGAGGCCGGAGACAUCGCUGUUGGACCCGCUAUCAUCGACUUCCCCCUUCCCGACGGUGGCGCCGUGUCCGCCCCCGUUGAGGUUUCUCCCGUCGACUCCGUCGUCGUCGGCCCUGCCGCCGGCUCUCAGAGCUCUCCCCUCGUCCAGAUCAUCAUCAACGUUAAGGCCCCCGCUGGUGCCGGCCCCGUUGUCGAUGCCGUCGCUGACAAGCCCAUGGACAUCAUUGAUGUUAUGCCCGUCGUCGACCCUGCUGAUUUCGUGGACCUCACCCCCGUUGUAGAGCCUGUAGAAGUCGUCGACAUUGUCGAUGUCAUGCCCGUGGUUGACCCCAUCAACAUCAUCGAUGUUAUGCCUGUUGUUAAGCCCGUAAACCCCCUUGCCCGUUCUUAAGGAUUUGACUUGAAAUACAUAUUUUUUGUAUAAAAUAUUUUAUAUUAUAAAAUAAAAUCUGUGAUGUAAUUAA